CGUCAUUUUCCACUAUGCUCACGCCCAUGUGAAGCUCUGCAGCUGCUAUUAGUGUCAAAAGUGUUAAACAGAAAGACAAGAUAACAACAUAUUAACCCGAAAACAUUUCUAUUGAAUGCAGCCGGUUGGUUCGUAACACAAAAUGGCGUCCAAAGCGGUUUAUUCGCAUAGAGAUCCGAUGCUGAAGAAGAGAGAUGACUUUGAGGACAUCCUGGAGGAGAGGAGGAACACCAGCGACCUGAGAUAUGCCCUCAGGUGUUACACUCCCGCUCUCUAUAAAGGACUGACUCCUUGCACAGCCAGCCAACUCAAAACCAUGGUGCUGCAGUCUGACCAGCUGCUUUAUGUCAUCAAUCAGGUUUCCAAGGAGACGGGCACGGCCACAGAUGAGAUCCAGUCGGAGGCGGAGGCCAUCUUGGAGGAGAUGGCUCACCGCUUGCAGCUUAGCACAAUCCGCUUCUUUGCUUUCACGCUCAGUAAAAUCUUUAAAACUCUGUUCAGGAGCAUCUGUGUAAACGAGGAGGGCAUCCAGAGAGUGAGUAGACCCAUCAGGGAGACGCAGAAUGAGGAAACAUGGCUAACUUUGAUCUGUUCUCAGCUGCAACAGACCAUCCAGGAACAGCCGGUGGUUCUUCUCCCGAGUCACCGCAGCUACAUGGACUUUCUCCUCAUGUCCUACAUCCUCUACACCUAUGAUUUAGCUCUACCAGUCAUUGCUGCUGGCAUGGACUUCAUGGGAAUGAAGAUCGUCGGGGAGAUGCUGCGAAUGUCCGGAGCUUUCUUUAUUCGGAGAUCGUUUGGUGGAGACAAACUUUACUGGACUGUUUUCUCCGAGUACGUCAAGAUCAUGCUGAAGAAUGGCUUUGCACCUGUUGAGUUUUUUCUGGAGGGCACAAGAAGCAGAACAGCCAAAUCCCUGACUCCAAAGUUAGGUCUGCUGAACAUCGUGAUGGAUCCCUUCCUGAAGGGGGAAGUGUUCGACAUCAGCCUGGUGCCGGUCAGCAUCAGCUACGAGCGGAUCCUGGAGGAGGCGCUCUACGCCAGAGAGCUGCUGGGCGUCCCGAAGCCCAAAGAGUCCACUUCUGGUUUGUUUAAAGCCAGGAAGAUCCUGAGUGAAAACUACGGCAGCAUCCACGUCUACUUCGGCCAGCCGGUUUCUGCCAGGAGUCUGGCUGAGGGCAGAGUGGACCGCUCCCAGUUCAACCUGACACCGCGGCACAUCCCCAGGAAGCCCUCAGAGGGAAUCCAGGACUUUGUGAACGACUCGGCCUUCAGGCUGGUCCGGUCCCAGGAGGAGAACAUGGUUCUGAAGCCCUGGGUCCUUCUGGCCGCCCUGCUGCUCCAGAACCAGGCUGCUGGGAACAAACUGGGAGUACUGGUGGAAGACCUGACUGAACAAGCCGUCUGGCUCCGGGAUCUGUCCCGCCAGUUUGGAGCCUUCCUUCACUGGCCCGACCACAUUCCUCCCUCCAGAGUCGUUUCCUCCAGCCUUUCCCUCCAUCGCAGCCUGGUGAGGGUCUCUGAGGGGAGAGUGCAGCUGAACUUGGAGCCAGGGUUUCCUCCGCCUGCGAUGACGCCGGAGGAAGAGCUCUUGAGCAAGGCAGUGGUGGUGCUCUCCUGCGCCUCCUACAGGAACCAGGUGCUGCACGUCUUCAUCCGGGCCGCGCUGCUGGCCUCCGCCAUCCACUCUGUCGCCGGCAGCAGGAAACAGGAGAUCUUCAACGCCUUCAGCUUCUUGAGGAACAUGUUUUCUAACGAGUUCAUCCUUCGUCCCGGAGCCGAAGUUCAGGACUUUGAAGAAGCUUGCUACCUGCUGGUGAAAAGCGCAGUUCUCCAGGUUCACCAGCAGGAGGUGCUGGUCACAGACAGGGGCCACCGGACGCUGGCGUUCCUCACCAGCAUUCUGGAUCCGUUUGUGCAGGGAUAUCAGAUGGUGUGCAGGUUCCUCUGUGAGGAGGCGGCGGAGAGUCUGACUGAGAAACAGUUUGUUCCUGGUGUCCGGAAGUUCUUCAUCAAACACCUUCUAACAGGAGGGUUAAAAUAUGUCGAGGUUUUGUCGUCGGACCUCCAGAAAAACGCUCUGGCAGCUUUACUGAGACUCGGAGCCGUGCAGAAACUCAGAGGAGGAGCAGAUGAGGGAACUCUGAAGGUCAACACGGUCAUGGUGAACUCCCUGGAAGACACUCUGGGAGGAAAGCUGCCGACUCAGAAGCCGCUCGCUGCUCGACUCUAAUCCGGAGACGCCGUCCAUCGAAGCAGACGAUCGGUGCAAAGCGGCGGGUUCGCUCCUCUGAACGAAGCGACCCGAUUGGCCGGUUGAACGGGCCGGGCCAGCCGCUUUCCUGGCGCCGGAACAAAAGAGUCGCAUCAGAACGCGACUGCAGCUGGUUUGUUUUUCUCUUCUCGUGUUUUCCAGGCUUUCAAAGAUGCUUUUUAUAAACCCGCAUUAACGGCGGAUUAACGAGGUCUGAAAAGGUUCAACAGAGAUCGUCUGAAUUCACUCAGUUUCUAUUCUUCCUUAUGCUUUUUAUACAAACGCUCUCACCCUCUGAGUGGCUUUUAGUUGUCAUUUGGAGCCACUUAUGGACCUACUAAUGCAGUGUGGUGUGGACCUUUACCUCUGACAGAUUUACUUUGUCUAUUAUUGAACAGCUUCAUUCAGAAGUUUGCAGACAGUCAUCAUUUAACCUUUUAGGGUGGAACAACAAAACUAUUAAAAACAGUGAUUUUUAGUAUAAUUUGGCUCCAUAACUCCAGAUUUAUGAUUUAUUUCCUCUAACUCAGACAGGUUUGUUUGAAGCUUUCUUCAUUUGACUUGGUUAAAUUUUAAUUCUGUCAGAGUGGGGAAACUCCCGUUGGUCUGAGGAUAGUUCAUACGCUUUGAUUUAGAUCGAGGUUUCCCAGCCAAAUUUAUCCAAUUUUAAACUGGUUUUCUUGUGUUUCAGGUCAUUUUUCUUGUUCGUUUCAAUUGGUUAUGUUGUUGUUCCACCCUGAUUAAAAAAUAAAGCUGUUUAAGUAACUCAAAAAUCCAACAUUCAUGCCUACGACUGCAUAUCUGACCAGAGCUGUAUUAAUUUAACUUUUGUCAGCCUUAUUUACUCUCACACUUUAAUAAAGUAGAGUUUUCUAUAUUUAAAAAACAGAACAAAACUGUAUUUUUAUUCAAACUGAGUCUGAUUUCCCAUCCACUUUGAGGCCUUUUCCCAGAGUGACAGAAAUUCAGCCAUGUUUGUUUGCACAGUGGAGAUGUUGCUACAAAAUUAAUGUCAGGUUCAACGUUCGCCAAAUGUUACAUGAACCUCACCAAAGAUGUUUGUUUCAGUUUUUUGUUUGUUAGGAUUCAUUUUUCGUACUUGGUUUUGAGUUGUAGGACUAUUUUGUUUUGCUACAGGGUGGAAACGGGGAGAAAACAUGAACAUUUACGGUGAAAUUUAUAAAAAUGUCACUAAAGCAGGGCGCUAUUAUUAAACUAGAAUCAAACUUGAUUUUUUAAAACAUUUUUCUGUAUUAAUGUUAAUUAUCUUGGAGGUUACUUAUUCGUUGAAUGCCUCAUAAAACAUCAGAUUCAGUUAUUUCUCAAAAUAAUCUGAACUGCUUUGUUGGCUGGUUAAAUAUUUUACCUUUGAGGCAAAACAAGGCAAAACUCACCAGUUAUAACAAUUUGUUCAGAUUUCUGCUGCAGGAGUUUAAAGCCUCAUACUUUGUAAGAUAAAUGUGGAACAUUUUUGUGCCGCAUAUUUAAUAAUCCGUUAACCAUCUUGGGAUAAAUGUUCAAAUAUCCAUGAACAGUCAUUGUCCUCCCAAGAUCCUAAGAAAAUAAGUCCAACUUCUCUCCCAUGUCAGCUGCUUUAAGGGCUUAGGAUGCUGAGGUGAGUGAACCUUCAUCGGUGCAGACAGAGCUUCUGCAUGGCAUGAUAUUAAGUGGUUACUGGGUAAUUACUGCAUUUUCUGAAGCAGUAAAUAUGGCAUUUGAGUUGGAAUGCUGCAGAAUUUUCAGUCUGAAUUAGUUAGAUAUGAAACUGCAUGUGACAGUAUAAAAUAUGGUGUUUAAAGAAGUAAUGCUGGAGCUUUGUUUACGUAAAGCGGCUUGUGAUAAAACACUACAUGAAUGCAAAGCAAAUGUAACAAAGCGGAGGUGCUUUUAAAACUUUAUCAAUUCAUAGAGAAAUUAUUGCAAAGUCAUAAAUGAUGUAAAGUUCAAGUUUAAAACUUGUGGGGAUCUAAAUCUGAAGUUCCCAAAAUUAGUUGGUCUGGUUUGUUUUUGUUUCCAAAAACCAACUUUUGAUUCAUCCAACAAACAGUGAAAGGAAAAUACCUUAAAUAUCACCGUUUAUGCUGAACUAUAAACAGAACCUGAAAAAUAUGAGAAAUUGCAUUAUUAUUUUUAUUAUAUUGAAGGAAAUCAGUCCUAAUACUUGUCCUGUCAAUUUUGCAAUAAUUUGAAAGAUCUGGGUGCUUUGUUUUUUGUUUUGCUUUUUUUCUUUCUUUCUUUUUCACGAUGACUUUAGGGUCAUUGUAGAUGGAAGAAAAGUAGAAAUUUCUGCCAGAAAAACUCAGAAAUUUUUAGACUAAUCUCAGAAAUUAUCUAGAAAUAAUCUGCGCUGGAAAAGUUCAAAAUUUGCCAGAAAAUAUUUUUAUUAUUAUUAAAAAAGUCUAAGAAGUCAAAAUCUUUCUAGAAAUAAACUCAGAAAUUUUGAGAUUAUUCUUACACAUUUUCUGGAAAAAGAACUUGGAAAUUUAUGAAUUUCAAAAUUAGUUUGUUUCAAAAUUUUUGGCUUUUGAAUGUCAGAAAUGUUUACGUUAUUCUAGAAGAUUUCUGAGAUUAAUCUCAAAAUUUCAGAUCUUUUUUCUAACACAUUUUCAACUUUUCAGAAAUGUCCAAGUUUUUCUAAUUUCUGACACUAAACUCAGAUUUUCUGAGUUUUCACCUGAAAUUGACUCCUUUCUUCUAUCUAGAACGGCCCUAAUUUGCUGUUGUAGUUUUUUGUUUUUUUACAUAUUUGCCGGGAAGAAUAUAUUUUCUAAAUUAAUCUGUUACCUUUUGGUUGCAUUUAUUCAGUUGAAAAGUAUUUCUGGAAGCUAAAUAUUUCCUAUUUGAUUGUUAAUGGAAGCAAAUAAAAUGUUUUUCUGAACUUUAAAUAAGCAGGAAGGAAAGAAUGUCCAGAAUUGCUCCAGCUUUAAAACUAGAUAAGAGUUUUGUUGUUUUCUGUUCUUGUUUUCAUCGAUCUUCACCUGAAAACCCUGCAGGAAGUGAACUCAGUCAGCAAAGCUGCAAAAUAUAAUCUAUACAUGAACAGCCAAAGUUCAGAUCUGCCAUAUUUGUGUGUUUUUGUUUAAGUUUUAUCCUGUGUGUGUUCGAUGUUGCAUUAACUGUGUUAAACUCUGAGGCUGAUGAGCUGAACAGCUUGUAAUAAAGUGUUUUAAAUAAA
Molecule: messenger RNA, 5429 nt
Organism: Xiphophorus maculatus (southern platyfish)
Lineage: Eukaryota; Metazoa; Chordata; Actinopteri; Cyprinodontiformes; Poeciliidae
Gene: gnpat
Product: glyceronephosphate O-acyltransferase
Exons: 16
Coding region: 143-2233 (696 amino acids)
Biological process (GO): ether lipid biosynthetic process
Cellular component (GO): mitochondrial membrane; peroxisomal membrane
Molecular function (GO): glycerone-phosphate O-acyltransferase activity
Source: RefSeq, a predicted model, not a curated record